AUGAUUUUGUCCCCAGACGCCGAAAAUUGGCUGAAAACAAGAUUGUGUGAGACGAUUUUAUUGCUUUGUAAAUCAGGUCUUAAAUUCGAAUCUCAGUUUUCAGUGGAUGGCCUGUUGGCCGUCACGAUUGAUCGCAACGAAGUGUUGCUUGUUAACAUCAGGGAAGUUGUUGAUCAUAAUAAUGAUGAUUCUGGUAACAACAAUAAUAAUAUUAACAACAACAACAAAAAUAUUAACAACACUACUACUGUUCAAAAGAAAUGUAACAAUAAUGGUUCUAACUCUGUAAGUAUAAACAAGAACCUCGGUUAUGUCCAUGGUCACAACAGCAGCAGCAGUAGUCGGAGGAAAAAAGUGAAACCAUCAAUUUCAAUUAGUUCUACAUUAAUAUCUGAUGAUGAUGAUGGUGGUGAUAAUAACAACAACAACGAUAAUAAUAACAUUUUGAACUGUUGUAACAAUAAGUCUACUCAGUUUCCAGAAAGAAAACGCCACGUCAAAAACAAUAAAACUAUUGACAAUCGCAACAGCCUGAACAACAAUAAUAACAAUAGCUCAUUAACUUUUAGUAAUACACUAGAUGAUUUAUAUGACAAUAGCCACAACAACAACAACAACAAUAUGGAUGAUGAUGGUGACAUGGGUGGUGAGGAGUUUGAACUUGGUAAGGUAAAAGUCGAAGAUGACUAUCAUUAUACUAAUUUCAAUCAACAACAAUUCAAUCAGCAACAUUCCAAUCAACAAAUAUACAACGACCAAUCUUUAAAUGGAAGUAUUUUCAGUACCGAACAACUGCAUCAACAACAAUCCCAUCAACAAAUUGUGUUAAUCAAAGGUCUAAAAACAUUAUCAAAAAUACUCAUCGAAGUCUUUCUAUUUCAAAUUUCCAGCAACCAGCAAACAUCUCAACACCAACUUCAACCACUACAUUAUUUGACCGGAAUGUUGUUGCUGAAUAACUUUAACUUUCCCUAUCCUGAUUGGAAAACAUGUGAGUCCCUGGCCAGCCAGUGCGGAAUUUCCAGCUCUAAAGUUAAUAAGUGGUUCAGCAAUAGGAGGAACAGGGACAAAAAUACCAGGAAUCUAACCGACAUUGCUAAUAGGAGGGGAAAGUGA
Helobdella robusta is the source of this 1116-nucleotide messenger RNA. RefSeq lists its product as hypothetical. Gene Ontology annotation, biological process: regulation of DNA-templated transcription. Gene Ontology annotation, molecular function: DNA binding; DNA-binding transcription factor activity, RNA polymerase II-specific. The record is from RefSeq and is a predicted model, not a curated record. NCBI's taxonomy places the organism in Eukaryota, Metazoa, Annelida, Clitellata, Rhynchobdellida, Glossiphoniidae. The coding region runs from base 1 to 1116 and encodes 371 amino acids. The transcript has 6 exons.